AUGAUGUAUAAUUUUCGUGAUUGGCCCUGGGGAAGACUCAUUUCUCGCGCGGGAGGAGGCGAAAUUUUAUUGUACGGCAUCACACACCAAUUUGGAAGCCGCUUCGAAAGCAUCGGGCCUGCGACAAACAUUCCAGACGGUGAUCAACUUCAUUGCCAUAUUGAACGUUUUGAAACAGAUGGAGGCAUAACCUACAUCUUUCGGGACACUAGUAGAUAUGGAACAUACAUUAACAACAAAUUAUACAAGUCUAAACCAAAGAUUCUUGAAGAAGGGGACGUGAUUCGAUUUGAGACGGAAAAAGCUUUCUAUGUAUAUACGUUUAAAGAGUAUAAACGGCCCGCUCCAAGACACCCGAAUCAGCCCGUAGACUGGAAUACUGUAGACAUGAGCAAAAUCACACCUCUGGAGCUUGCAUUUCUAAUGAUUCCGGAUAACUGGGGACAACAAACGUCACCAUCACUCAACAAUCAAACUUCAUCAUCAAUGGAGCCAUACAAAUGGGUUUCAUUGAACCGAUAA
This is a messenger RNA of Ambispora leptoticha, 522 nucleotides long. NCBI's taxonomy places the organism in Eukaryota, Fungi, Glomeromycota, Glomeromycetes, Archaeosporales, Ambisporaceae. The record is from the annotation of a GenBank genome assembly.